AAUUUCGGCAAAUAUAUAAGCGUGAAUUCGCUUCGAAAAUGAUUGUCAUUGCAUACAUCACACAAUUGGACGUUUCUCUUUGAAAAUCGCGUCGUCUCGCUUUUCUUCGCAAGCAAAACUUCAAAAGCUUCGCGAUGGCGCGCCUUGCUCUCCUACUGACCGUGCUGGCGGCUCUGUGUUACACAAGCCAGGCCAUCCCGGUGCCGACGGAAGAUGUGCAGGAAAGUACGCAAGCUGAACUGCCUGAAUUGCCCAAACACAUCAUCGACAAACUGAGAGAGGAAUAUGAGCGUAUCCAGGAAAAAUUGACAAAUGAAAUAGAAAAAUGGGAAAAACAGCUUCACGACGAGAAAGAGAUUGCCGAGAGCACGUUCAUUCAAGUUAGAGAAAACGCCGAGAAAUCGUUACAAGAGAACAAACUAACCGACGAGGAUUUUAUGGAGAAACUCGAGGCAAAGAAACAAGGAAUCGAGGAAAAAUUCCAGGAGAAGAUAAAGAAUAUUAUUGAGAAGCUUAAGAAGCUCGCCGAGAAGUUUCCUACGCUCGAUGAAAUCAAGGAAAAGCUAAAGGAGAUUUUGGAAAAGUGGCGGCCGAAUGGCGGCGAAGAAACCGUUGGAACUUACGGAAAGAUUGGAGACAUGGUGAACAAAGGCAGAGGCAUUUCGGACAAUGUCCAAAAGAAAUUGCGGGAGGAUGCGGAUGCCAUUGGAAAAAAGGUGAAAGAUUUUACGAAAGAUACUCAAAAACUUGGCGACGAUUUGAAAAGCAGGCUGGAAAAAGAAAUGAGAGAUCUGAAAGAAAAUCUCAAAGGAUUGGGGGGUAAUGUGAAAGAUAAGCUGGAAGAGAGAAUAAAAAAGAUAACGGAAGGAUUUGACAAAGUGAGGAAGAGCGUAACCGGCUAUGUCGAGAGCAUGGUUGAGAAGGCGAAGGAAGGUUUUGGCAAAUUACAGGAGCAAUUGAAAGAGCAAAUGAAAAAUCUUGCCGAUACCAUAAAGAAUCAAGUCGGCGAGUUGAAGAAACGGUUGGAUCAACUGAAGGAGAUCGUAGGCGACACCGUGGAACAGUUUGUUCAAGCGGUAAGGAAGGAGUUGGGCAAGGUAGAGGAGCAGCUGAAAAAAUUAAAAAACAAAAUGGAAGAGUCUGCCAAGAAUAUGGAGAACGACGUUAAGAAAUUGAAAGAUGCGUUGAAGGAAAAUGCUGCAAAAAUACAGAAGGAGAUCGAAGAAUAUCUAGAGGGAAUGAAGAAUGAUAUGAAGGAUGAAGGCGCCAAAUUGAAAAAGAAAUUCCAAGACACGAUAGAAGAUAUCAGCAAGAGAAUGGACCAAGUGGUCGACCAAGUGAAAGAGAAAGCGCGGGAGGUGUCGAAUGAAGUGAAAAACAACUUGAGCAAACUUGCCGAAGAGUUGGAGAACAUGAAGAAAGAAUUGCAGAAGAACGUAAACGGUAGUAUGGAGGAAAUUAAGAAAAAGAUGGGCGAAACAAUGGGCAAGUUGAAAGAGGAAUUGGAAGAAUUUCACAAACAGAUGGAAAACCUUCGGGAGCAACUGACGGGUAAAAUCGAUGAGAUGAAGGAGAAAUUGAAUAAAGCGAAGGAAACGAUGAAGGAGGAACUAAAGAGAGAAAAAGAGAACAUGAAGGACUCGCUUAAAAAGAUUAAAGACGAUCUCAAGUACGCUAAAGGGUCUUCCCUUACGGAGUCGACAUCGUUUAGAAUAGGGAGUAGCGUAAAGAAUUUAGUGGACUCGAUAGUGAAACUUCUCAAGGGCAUAUUGAAUGGCGUCGCAGAAGGACUACAUCCCAAGGAUUCCUCAAAUCAGCCCGAGAGCAGAAAGGAAAAAGAAGACUGAACGACGCAAACGGACGACGCGAAAAUGACGAGCGAGAUUGAGAGGGAGAGGGAACAAGCUUUAUAUUAUACUUUGGUUAUAUUCAAAAUUUAUGUGUUUGGCAGACGGUAGAAACUUUAGUGUCGUAACUUGUCUUCAAUCGUUUCUUUGUAUUUUAUGCCCAGGAAAUUUAAAUUUCUUCUAUGGGUCGCGGGCUUCAUUUUAAUUAAUUUAAUUAACAUUAUCUCUCUCUUUCUCAAACUUGUUUUAAUAAUUACGUAACGCUUAUCGCGAUCACAAUUGUGUUGAAAUUUAUGGA
This is a messenger RNA of Solenopsis invicta (red fire ant), 2145 nucleotides long. Its product is annotated as cingulin. Gene Ontology annotation, molecular function: lipid binding. The record is from RefSeq and is a predicted model, not a curated record. Bases 135 to 1847 code for a protein of 570 amino acids. Gene Ontology annotation, cellular component: extracellular region. Gene Ontology annotation, biological process: lipoprotein metabolic process; lipid transport. The transcript has 2 exons. Lineage: Eukaryota; Metazoa; Arthropoda; Insecta; Hymenoptera; Formicidae.